GCAACGGCAUUGCGAGAGCAAAUAUAGCAUUGUUAGGCCCUGCUUUAGUCUGGCGGCUCUUCUUCCCAGUACAUGUGUCCGCGGCGGCCGCGCAGCCCUGCAUAGAGCCUUGUUUGCUGUCUACGUAGCCUACAUGCGCUCGUAUAGCAUACUGUAGUAAUUCCACACGCCCACGUAGCCGUCACCGUACCCCUCCGCCUGUCCCAGCCCACUGGUGCCCUCAAUAAUGGGUGACAAGAAGAAGUCGAGCCACCGGCUCUCGAGCCUGUUCUCCCUGGGCAGCUCGUCGGAGCCCCCUCAGCAGAGCCAGUCUGCGGCUUCGUCGGAAUCCAGCGGCCGCCUCACCAAAGUCAAGAACCGCAUCUCCUCGGCGGCAUCCACGUCGACACAGCAGUCUGCCACGCACCUCACAGCGCCCGAAUACCCGCCUCCGCCGCCGCCGCACCGCCGCCCGUCGCCUCCCGACCAGCUGACGAUCCAGCCUGUGGGCCCGCCAGCAUUCGAGCCCCUCGAGCCCCCUCCACUCCUCGAUGCCCCGUCGCGCAGCUCGUCCCCUGGCGGCGUUGGCAGCCGGCCCGGGACACCCAACCUGGAAGUGGGCAACGAGGGGAAGCUGAAGAAGCUGAGGCGGAAGAGCGGGCUCUUUGGAGGGAACAACAGCAGCUUGACCGACGUCAGCCGCAGUGCUGCGAAUGACAAUCCGCUUGCGUGGAUCAUUGGGCACAAGGGCAAGGUGCCGUACAAUCUGACGAUGCUGUUGAACGGCGAGAAGGUUCCUGAACUCUGGGACAACGAUGGAGAUACCCUGGUGUACCUCUUCCCGCGCAACUCGGGCAAGGGGCCGUCUUUCCGCAUCGACUCGUCGGUGUACGCAGCCUCGCAGCUGCUCACCCGCCUCGUACACGGAUCGCUGUACAGCGACGACGUCGCCGCCGAGGUCCCCUCUCAAUCCUCGGCCACUGGCGUGACGGAAUCCAGCCAGGAGCAGUCGCGCUCUGCGUCUCCGGACCCGGACCAGAGCCAGAUUGACGGCUCCGACGGCUCCAAGGGCUCGAGAGCGCUCAGUGAUGCGACCGACGAUGACCACACCGAGAAGCACAUGUACAUGCCAAUCGCGCUGAGCUCCGACGACGCCGUCACUCCACGGGAGCCUCGCCUCAGUCAGAAGGACAUCGACACUUUGGUGACGUACCGCAACUUCUUCGCCUUCUUGAUCGGCCAGUCGCUCGUCGCUACGACCGGACAUUCGGACAUCUUCGACAUCUUUCUGCGCAUCGCUGACAUUCUUACGCACUAUGCGUUUUCCAAUGUCGAUGGAUCCACGUUUGGCGAGGUGGCUGCCUCAAGCUUCGACAGCUACGUAGACGAGCUUAACAUGGCAGAUGUCAGGCAAAGUCGUGAGAAGACAAUCGAAGCACUUGUGCUCGGCGAGAGGAUGCGCUCUAUGAACUUGUAUACCGAGGGCUUUGUACAUGCGAUUGGCAAGUACGACGACGUUAAAGGACUGCAGUCGCCCAAGUGGGAAAUGGUCAGCCCAAAGACAGGUACCCGCAUGGCUCGAGCAGCGCUGGACUUGGACAAUCGCGAAGCCAACAUCAACCACAAGCUCAGCAAUUUCGAGUUUGCCGCUAUCUUCUCCGGUAUCAUGAACAGUGCUAUGGCCGACGAGGGAAAGACAAUCAGCUUCAAGAGAUGGAGGUCUGCUUUUAUGAGCACUCGAGGCUGGAUGAUGGAUUACUACAAGCACAAGUACGGCUCGUGGCUGCCAAAGGCGCGAAACAAGAAGAACAACCUAACAACCAACGGCCUGAAUCGACUGGUCUUGCGGGACAUGUACCGCGACGUGUCGAGUCUGUACGACCUGCUUGUCGACCGGACCAACCUGACGAACAGAACGGCCGACGGCUUCAUCGUAGAGGACGAAGGGAUGGGCUUCGUCGCUAUCAACGCCCGCGCCAUGCGCAAAGCGCUCAGCGAGUACGAUCGUAGCACGCCGCCCGUGCAGCCACCUAUACCAUUCGACCUGCCGAUGUACCCCACCCUACAUGGUCUGAGACCAGACUAUCCUACUGGAGACGAGAAGAAAGACGCGAAAGCGCGUGGCAAGAAGCUGAAGAGCGACGACAUCGCCAAGAUGCUGCAAAACGCCACUAACGCAGAUGCACGACAACUGACACCUUUCUUGGAGUCUUUCAUUGCAUUUGAGAAGAAGCAUGCUUCUGGUUCAACCAUGGAUGAGCUACGCGAACUCCGAAGCGGACAAUGGCUGUUCAUCUACGCGGUCAUUCAGUCGUUACCCAUGUUGGUAGUUGACGCUCCUGGAGUACGGUUCACCGAAGGAGUUGAGUACUUCCUGUGCGAGGUUCCACGCAGCGGCGUACCUUGGGUCCGUGAAGACACUACAAGAGCACGAACAUGGUUUGGUGUGCAAGGUGGCGCUCAAGUCGUCAGUUUGCCGACCGAUAUUGUCGAGCACGGCGUCGAGGGCGUCUUCCGACGUUCGCAUUGCUGGAAGAGGGCGCAAGAGUGGGCUGCCAACGACACUCUUCUCAACGCAGCUAUGCAGGAACUCAACGGGGCCGCUGCACCUCUGCCUCCGCCGCCUGGCAUGCUUGAUCCAUCUUCGGCUCAAUUGCGGCCCCGAUCUCAGAGCCCUCAAGACCAGAGCAAGCGCAACAGCGUCAUGAACCUUGGACUCGAGGCUUUACCUCUACCACCUGGCAUUGCACCACCUACCGCUUCCCCCGUCAACCGACCACAGUCAAGCAGUGACCCCAGUAGAACGUUCGAUGCCAUACUUGGAACACCACCGCCCAACCCCAAGGACAAGAAGAAAAAGAAAUGAUCGACUGAUUGACACGAAGUUUACGGUCAGAACAGUGAAAAGUGUUUGGCUCUGAUUUUCUUACGAUUUAUUGCAUCUGCUUGCAUCUACCACAUAUGUGGCACUGUUUUUAGACGUUCAGCGACAUCGCACGCGUGGGCUUCAUAAUACACGCAUCGACUCGGAUAGGAAAGCAUAAUACCAAAAUACAUGUUUAAUUUAGCAGCAUAGCAGCGGGUUUGGCAUAGCGACUUAAUGAAAUUCUGUUUCCACA
Molecule: messenger RNA, 3098 nt
Organism: Boeremia exigua
Lineage: Eukaryota; Fungi; Ascomycota; Dothideomycetes; Pleosporales; Didymellaceae
Exons: 2
Coding region: 227-2845 (872 amino acids)
Source: RefSeq, a predicted model, not a curated record